AUGAAGACUUUUCUUGUGGUCCCACAGCUCAUCCUGCCUUUCGAUGUGAAGUUCCGCAUCAAGGGGAGAGAUGUUGUGGUGGACAUCCAGCGGCGCUCCAUCAAGGUGGGCCUGAAGGGUCACCCCCCUGUCAUCGACGGUCAACUCUACAACGAGGUGAAGGUGGAGGAGAGCUCCUGGCUCAUCGACGAUGGGAAGGUGGUCGCAGUCCACCUGGAGAAGAUCAAUAAAAUGGAGUGGUGGAGCAGGAUUGUUACCACAGAUCCUGAACUUAACACCAAAAAGAUCUGCCCUGAGAACUCAAAGCUGUCUGACCUGGACGGAGAGACUCGUGGGAUGGUUGAGAAGAUGAUGUAUGACCAGAGACAGAAAUCUAUGGGUCUGCCGACAUCUGAGGAGCAGAAGAAACAAGACAUCCUCAAGAAGUGA
Messenger RNA from Nematolebias whitei (Rio pearlfish), 429 nucleotides. Its product is annotated as nuclear migration protein nudC-like. The record is from RefSeq and is a predicted model, not a curated record. Gene Ontology annotation, biological process: protein folding. The transcript is spliced from 3 exons. Gene Ontology annotation, cellular component: cytoplasm. Lineage: Eukaryota; Metazoa; Chordata; Actinopteri; Cyprinodontiformes; Rivulidae. The coding region runs from base 1 to 429 and encodes 142 amino acids.